Messenger RNA from Eucalyptus grandis, 1297 nucleotides. RefSeq lists its product as uncharacterized. Bases 238 to 954 code for a protein of 238 amino acids. The record is from RefSeq and is a predicted model, not a curated record. NCBI's taxonomy places the organism in Eukaryota, Viridiplantae, Streptophyta, Magnoliopsida, Myrtales, Myrtaceae. The transcript is spliced from 9 exons.
CCUUACUCAAGAAGGAAUCCUACGCUUCAAAUUACUUCUUUAGGGUUCCCCCAUCAACAAAAAAGAACCAAAAAAAUCGUUCAGUUUUUCCAUCGAUUCGGAGAGAAGGGCUGCAUCUUCUUCUUCUCCUUCCGAUCGGAGCACCCGUUUCGAUCGCUCUCGCUCGCUCGCUUCCGCGUGCAUUGGCGGUUCCCGAUUCCGGCGACCUGCCCGGAUCUUUCUCAGAUAGCGAAAUUGAUGGCGAACCCGCAAGGGAACCAUCAAGAACCCGCUCAUGCUUCAUCGACUUUUAAUGGCAAUGGAAAUAUCGCUGCGGCGGCGGCAGUGACGGCAGCGCCGGAGAGUUCAAGCACAACGUCUGCAAUGAAGCACAAUCCUGGAAUCUCAAUGGACUGGACUCCAGAUGAGCAGGUUGCACUUGAAGAAGGCCUUGCUAAAUUUGUCUCAGAAAAUAAGGUGAUUAGCUAUGCAAAGAUAGCUUUACAGCUGCAAAACAAAACAGUCAGGGAUGUGGCAUUGCGUUGCCGUUGGAUGUCGAAAAAGGAGAACAGCAAGAGAAGGAAAGAGGAUUAUAAUCUCAAUAGGAAAAGCAAAGAUAAAAAGGAAAAGGUAGCUGAUCCUUCACCGAAGUCUUCUCAGUUUGCUGCCCGGCCUAAUGUUGCUCCCUACAUGCCACCAGUGAUUCCUCUGGACAAUGAUGAUGGCAUUUCUUUUAAAGCAAUUGGUGGUCCUACUGGAGACAUUCUUGAGCAGAAUGCACAAGCCUUUACUCAGAUACAAGCAAAUUUCACAACAUUAAAGAUUCAUGACAACAUCGGUCUUUUCUGCCAAGCUCGUGAUAACAUAGAAAAAGUCAUAAACGGUUUGGGUAACCAGGUGGACAUAAUGAGGCAGAUGCCGCCACUCCCUGUUAAGCUUUGGAACAUUGCCGACAGAUACCAACUUCAAGGGUGAUUUGUUAAUCGAUAUCAACCAUAUGGGAGGAGGCAAAUUGUCAACUAAGUGAAGCCGUCUUUCCCGAAUUGUUAGAUGACAUUAGUAACUCCAUUGCUUCAGUUUUUGCAGAGUCUUUUUUUUUUUUUCCUUUUUUCCUGCUUUUAAUUGGAUAGUUGAUGCUGUACAUGUCAAAAUAGAGGUGGUUUAGGGUUUAGGAAUGGCUGGAACAAUAAGCAGUUAACUAGUUAGUUCUUUUCAUUUGAAUUUCGGGAAUUUGUCCUUGAAACAAACGUAGUACUCUCUAGAAUUGCGUUGUCAAACGUCGCCCUGAGUAGGUGGUAUAGUCCAGCUCUUUUCAUCA